Lactuca sativa (garden lettuce) is the source of this 937-nucleotide messenger RNA. RefSeq lists its product as uncharacterized. NCBI's taxonomy places the organism in Eukaryota, Viridiplantae, Streptophyta, Magnoliopsida, Asterales, Asteraceae. The record is from RefSeq and is a predicted model, not a curated record.
GGAGCAACUCAUCGGCAGUUGUAGAUUUGCGAUACAUCAGCCGUUCAAAUUAGGAACCCUAAAUCUAAUUCACCAUACCUCCAAGCUUUCUGAGUUUCUACCUACUUCAACAGACUCGAUGAAAUCCUGCUCUCUUUGAGUUUCUACUUCAAUUCAUCAUCAAAUUCCACCAAUUGGAUUAAAUCGAAGAAUCUUCUAACUUCCUUGUUUGAGCUUCUAUUGUUUAUAAUAAUUGUUGCUAUAUAUAUUUUUCAGUCGUUUUCAGAGUUGUUUUCACAACAAUUGGUGAAGUCUGUAACUGUAAAGAGAUCUUCCGGCUUAUCUCGUGGUACAAGUUCUGAUUUAUGAUGGAGAUUGACUCAGUCAACAUAGUUGAUGGUCACCAAGUCGGCACAAAAAAUGAGACUUCGGAACCUGUUAAACAGGAGAGGGUUUUGGCCGGUGACGGAAAAUGUUAUUCCUCUACAGACACUGUUCAGGGAAACAAAGCUGAUACCGGCGAGGAGGAGGGAAAUGUAUCAAUGGAUUCCGGUGGUGGUGAUGUGAAUAUGGAGGCUUCAAUCUCAGCUGAUGAUGUAAUGCGGGCAGGUGGGUUUGGUGCUAGAGACGACAUAAGUAAUUUUCUUCCUGUUGCAAGUGAUUCCACCGACUUUGAAGCUUCGUUACGUGAUGCCAGAGAUUAUGAAGAGCCACAAAAGGAGAUUUGCAGACCAGGGCUCGGCUGGAAAGACGUGAAAGAGUAAGAUUGCGGUUGGUCCUUUUGGUGCUUCUUCCGUGGACGCAUUUAUGUCAUAUUGGAAAAUGGAAACUUGAAUGUUUGGCGAUGUAGUUGUCGAUGAAUGUUUUCUAUACUAAUGAUCAUGGACGGAUAGCAAGCACGGAUCUUUGUAGCUAACGAUGUGUCUUUAUAUCCAAUAUAUCAACUCUUAUUUGAAAA